This is a messenger RNA of Neocloeon triangulifer, 1234 nucleotides long. RefSeq lists its product as uncharacterized. The record is from RefSeq and is a predicted model, not a curated record. The coding region runs from base 490 to 1095 and encodes 201 amino acids. The transcript is spliced from 6 exons. Lineage: Eukaryota; Metazoa; Arthropoda; Insecta; Ephemeroptera; Baetidae. Gene Ontology annotation, molecular function: serine-type endopeptidase inhibitor activity; protein binding.
UAAAAUUUAAUCUCUGAAAUUUUCCUGGUAUUUCUAUGAAAACAUUUUAAUCGCAACCUGUUGAGUCACGUGACUCUCAGGAUGACCACUGCCUCUGCGUGUGCUCUUUGUGGUUAACCUUCACAAGCCCCUUCCUCACACGCGUAAACACUCGAAUGUAUAAUAUUAUUUUAUUUGAUAAAAUUAAUGGUUUUUCCAACUCCAAGGCAGUUCGAAUGAAAGGUAAAACGACAGGUGGAGUUCCUUGCAAAAUCUUUGCCAAAAUCGGUCCAGUCACACAUCUAGAAUGUUGCGCAACUUCUGAGCAAUUCUCUGCUUCUUUUCGUGGAGGAAAUUGUGCACAAAAGCAUGCCAGCGAGGACGAGUGGCUGACCUCUAUUUAUUACUCGGAAUGAAACGUCUGCAGUAUAUAAGGUUUGACUCGAAGUAAACACAGGUCCACUUGUUGUUCAUUUUGCGAUCGGUGCAUAAGUUUCUCCGCCUUUUGCAAUGGCCACUUUAAAAAUGACGUUCAGAACGGUGGUUUUUCUGUCGGCUGUUCUUUGCCUGGUGAACUCAAAGCCGUUCAGGAAUAACUAUGAGGAUGACGAUUCGUCUGUAGAGAGCUUUGAAGACUCCAGUAGUGGUUUAAGCAGGCCAGUAAGGCAGUGGCAAGGCAGACCCGCCCCGCGCAGACCCCAGGGCGACGCCAUCCUCUUUCCUUCUUCGCCAAUUAACCAAUCUCAAAAUGGACAGGGCUUCCAAGAGCAGUUCCCGCCGCCGUUCUUUGGCAACAGCGAAGAGUUCCCGUUCCAGGGCCAGGGCAACAAUAACUUCCCAGGAAAUCCAACCGUCGGUCCUGCCAUAGUUGGUCGGCCGACUCGACGCCCACCACCAGGAGAUGAUCCGACCAUUGGCCCCGUUUUAGUUGAACCAUCAUCUCGUCGCCCAGCCUGCAACUGCGUCCCGACCGAGGAGUACAACCCUGUCUGCGGCUCUGACAACACCACUUACUCAAACCCCAGCCGCCUCACAUGUGCCCAAAGAUGCAUGAAUCCCAAUGUGAGCCAUCGCUACUUCGGAGUGUGCCGCGAAAUUGUUGCAGGAAGAGGUUAAGACAAAAUAACAAUAAUAUCUUGCGUGGAAAAUGUAAAACUUUUAAAAUAUAUGUAUUCUUUUGUACUUUUUUAUUAUUUGCAAAAACAUUCAUGCGAAAUUGUAUUUAAAAGAAAUAAAAAUUUUUGUGCCAUUUUUA